CCUAUCUCCAAAUGAAGACGUUGAGGAAAGUCUAUAUCACAGGAGAUGUCACUGGAUGUAACAGUAAAACAAACUAAAACCCGCUGGGCCAGUUGCUGGGACCAAUUCCAGCGGGAGGUCUCAAAUAAAGGCCGUAGUGGAAAGAGUACCUCAAGGAAGCGGCCCUACAUACACACUGCACAGUUGCAGUUUUUAAGACCUGUAAUGGAUUUGAGGCCUACUGUGGACAGUCUGGAUCCUUCUGAAGAAUCUGACUCGGCUGGGAGUGAAACCCCCUGCGAUUUUUUUUCCCCAGCAACCAGUCCAGCACCUACGCCGGCAGAGGACCCGGAGGAAUCAACACUGGCCCAGGACCCCCUACCACUGGCCAGUCCACCCCGUAUAAUUCAGCCCCAGCCCAGAUGUCGCCGCCAAGUCCCUCCCUCUACCACCGGGCAAGAGAGUCGUGAGGUCAUUGACGCACAUGUCAUAGAUUUUCUUGCCCAGAGGCGGAGUGAUGGUGUGGAGGAGAAGAUGCUAAGGGGACUAGGGCCCCUAAUGAAGCAAGUAAAUGCAAACGAGCAUCACAAGUGCGUGCCUUCAUUAGCAGUCGUCCUAAAAAUGUUCUCAUUACCAAAUCAUGGCGACAUUCUCGAAAAAUUGAAUUCUAUGAAGAUUGAUUUAGAGAAUGCCUGCCAGCCCCAAAGACCCGGACCCUUUCAAUUUCAACCACAACCCACCCAAGUGCCUUCUUUCACCCAACACCCCCAGUACGGCCUACCCCAUGGCCAAAUGCAAGGUGCGGGUCAGCCCCUUUACCCGGGCAGUUUGCAAACUGGCCCACCACAGCAGGCCCAGGGAAGGCCACGGUCCUCUUUUCCAGCGGGGUCCUUUACUCAAGACCUUCUGGAUUUGUGAUUUAUUUUUUAAAAUAAUUGUUUUAUGUUCUUAAAUUGUUUUGUGCAUAAUGUACAAACCAUUGUCUUACCUUACC
Bufo gargarizans (Asiatic toad) is the source of this 973-nucleotide messenger RNA. RefSeq lists its product as uncharacterized. The transcript is spliced from 3 exons. The record is from RefSeq and is a predicted model, not a curated record. Bases 46 to 897 code for a protein of 283 amino acids. NCBI's taxonomy places the organism in Eukaryota, Metazoa, Chordata, Amphibia, Anura, Bufonidae.